Seminavis robusta is the source of this 1977-nucleotide messenger RNA. Lineage: Eukaryota; Bacillariophyta; Bacillariophyceae; Naviculales; Naviculaceae. The record is from the annotation of a GenBank genome assembly.
CAACCCAUCAAGCCACAGUUCUGUUGCCUCGUGCCACUCGGCACCAGAACUCCAGCCUGAAGGCUUGUCUCUGUCAAUCCCAGUAAAUUAUAUUUAGAAUACUCACUUUUUGCUGCAAUUGAUAAAUUGUUUUUCAUCUCGAAACCUCAUCCCCUCACCCAUUUUUCUUUCCGAAGCCCCAGUUUCUGAAGCACCAACAACUACCAGUACUAUUAAUAGCUAGUAUCAUCAUCAUGUCUUUGCUUACCAUCGAUGAUAUCAACCAGCUCUCCUACAAUGAGCUUCGUUCGCAGUGCAAGAAAGCCAAACUCGGAGGUACCGGGAAGGCCGACGUCCUUCGUCAACGUCUUUUGGACGCUCACAAGAGUCAGAACACCACCCAUACGAGCGAUUCAAAGCCAAAGGCCGAAGAAGAUGACGAUGACAAGGCGACGCCCAAUGACCAGAAAGAAGGGGAAAACGAAGGUCCAACGCCCAAGGAAGAGGAAAGAGAUGUCGAUUCGACUGCCAAGAAGGAAGAUGAGCAGAAUGAUAAGCCCAAGACCGAUGAAGCCAAGGACGAUUCCAACGACAACGACAACAACACAACUGAAGCUUCAGAGGCAAACACCAACGAAAACGGUGAAAACACCGAGCCCGAAGAAGACAAGGAGAAUGAAGACGAUUCAGAGACAAAGACCAAUGUAAACGAUGGCAGCUCCAAGCGCGAAGAAGACAAGGAGAAUGAAGACUAUUCAAAGACAAAGACCAAUGUAAACGAUGGCAGCCCCAAGCCCGAAGAAGACAAGGAGAAUGAAGACGAUUCAGAGACAAACACCAAUGAAAACGAUGACAACCCCAAGCCAGAUGAAGACAACGAGACUGAAGACUUGAAUCUUAAGCCCAAAGCCAAAGAAGAAAACAACGACAACAGUGCAAAGCCCACGGAAGAUUCGAAGCCCAAAGAAACAAAACUGAGCGAUAGUCCAAAUCCUCAGAAAGUCAAAGAAAUAGAGAAGCUCCAGCUCGAGAAGCUGCAAGCCCAGUUCCCUGUCGAGGAUUUGAUUUGCCCUAUUACCCGUGAGAUACCGUGGAACCCUGUCACAGCUGAGGAUGGCCGCGUCUACGAGCGUGCGGCAAUUGAACAACACCUCAAGACUAAGAGAACAUCACCAAUGACGAAUCAACCGAUGGGCGACCGUCUGUUCCCAGCUCCCCAGCACAAGAAUUUGAUUGAAGGACUGAUCAAGACGGGUGUCAUUGGUGAUUCAUUGCUCUCCAGUUGGAAUGAAAAAGUGAAGGAGAAGAAGGAAAUUGAAGACCUGUUGAAGAAGGCCAAUGCGGGCGACAAAAAUGUCAUGCUGACUGUCGGACUGAAUUAUCGAUACGGCGAAAAGGGUUUUGCGAAAGACCUAACCAAGAGCCACAUCUUGAUGAAGAAAGGACACGACUAUGGAAACUUGGAGUGCACGGUAUUCCUAGGGGCGGACCUUUUGACUGGAACGGGUGUCGCCCAGGACUUAAUGAAAGGAAUGAUGUAUACUGCUAUGGCUGCGGGGAACGGAUCGGAUUUGGCGGCCUACGUGUUAGGGUCAGCAUUGGCAACUGGAAUUGGUGGUGUGACGGUGGAUAAGGACGAGGCAAUUCGUUGGCUCUGGAAGGCUUCGAGUGGAACCUGUCCUGUCAAACACUUGAACGAAAUGGAAAAAGACAGAGCGAAGAAACUGCUGAAAAGCCUUACCAACAAAGCCCCCGCAACCGAUCCUUCCGCUUGAUUGUUUUGGUAAAGCACAAAGAACUCGAACUCACUGUCAGUGCCUACCGGCGCAACGCAAUCAAAAGAAACUGUUUUGGCAGCCUAAACAGAGUGACGAGUCUCAGUCGACAAGUACACACGAAGGAUGGAAAAGGAGCCAGCAAGUCAAACUAACAAACUAGGAAUGGUUCUAUUGCAAAUAAAUUGAAAACUGAACAGAAGAACAUCGAAUGUCCCAGCUC